UCUAACAUCGAGACUCCGACAACUAAUUUUUGUCCUAAACGUGCGUCUCUAGCUCCCCAAGUAUGCAAAGUUGCGUCUUAAUUCACAAUAUGAUCAAGACACCAAAACGGCGAUAAGUUUGGUCGUUUCAAAGUUUGUCCUCAAAUUCGUCGUUAGAGCAGGUGAGAUUAGGUUAUCUUCUCUUCUCUACUUAUCUCCUUCAUCGAAGCUACUCCAUCUUCUAUAUGGUGGAAGUAAUAUUUAUGACCCGGUUUGGAAACUAUAAACCCUUAAGAGAGAAAAGGAUAAAGUCGAAACCUUUAAGAAAAAAAAAUUCUUUAAACCAAGAAUGAUUCGCAAUCUUUUCUCAUCUCUGACUCACCGAUUCGCCUGGAGGGUUCCGCUUUUCGUCUACGGCGUGACGUGGACGUUGUUUCUGACGAUCACGGUCGCGAUCAUCUCGCUCGCACCGGAAUUUGCAUUCGUCUCGGCUAUUUACCCGUCUUCUUCUUCUUCUUCGGUGGGGUUCUCGCGGCGGUGCGGUUCCGAUGCAGCUGUUUUGGUUCCGUUGGAUCUUCCCACGGAAAUGUUCUGUUUGCCGGCGAAUCUUUUCCGGAGGUCGAAGAUGGACCUCGUUGUUCCGCCGGUUUUUGCAGCGAUUGUUGUGGCUCUUUCCGCCGUCGUCGUACGAACUAUGGGCCUUUGGGAGGCUGAAGAAGAAACCCACUAAUUUAGGCCCAUUAAUACACUAUUGACAUCGCAUAGACCACUAAAAAUAUUCUCAUACAUCUAGUUAUUAUAUGUGCAUCCUUUUUUUUUAUAACCUUGUAAUAUAUGUACUUCCCUUAAUACAAUUUGGAUCAAUUAUAGAUUACUAGAGGAAAAUGUUACUUCAAUCGAUAACGUUUUCUGAUUAUUGUAUCCCAUGAAAAAAAAACAUGUGGUGAUAUAUAAUAAAGAUGUGUGUCAAUGUAACAACAUUAUCAAGAAAUAUUCAUUUUGAGUUGUUGGUA
This is a messenger RNA of Camelina sativa (false flax), 992 nucleotides long. RefSeq lists its product as uncharacterized. The record is from RefSeq and is a predicted model, not a curated record. Lineage: Eukaryota; Viridiplantae; Streptophyta; Magnoliopsida; Brassicales; Brassicaceae.